CCCUACUAGAGAAACAUGUCCUCCGAGAAUUCACUUUAUAUUUUUUCACGCUUUUAAAUGUCGAAUUCAACAGUAUAUGAAAUGUGUGUUAGAGUGUCUUGUUUUAUUUUUAAUUUAGAAAUAUUCACAAUGGUUGAGUGUUUUUAAAAUGAAUCAGACUUUGGCCUGUUAUGUGGAUCAUAAUUUACUCGUGACAUCAAACAACAUCAAAGGACCAGGUAUUUCAAAGAUUUAUUGGAAUGCUGAUUUAUAAGGUCCUGAGGGCCGUCCCUCGCAUGAGAUGAAUGUCUUCCACCAAAAUGCCCCCCGCCCACCAGUCGUACCAGGCCAUUCCAGGUGAGGAAACAGAGGGAGUUCCAAAAGAAAGUAGUGUUGCCAGCAAAAUAGUACCCAACAACACAGCACCCACUCCUCGUACUUCCACCUUAUAUCAGACUUCUAUUCAUGAUGGAUGUGCACCUUUGGGCUUUGAACCAGAAGGGCAGAGCGGCUCACCCAAGAGGGAGACUGCUUUGCCUCCUGGGUGUCUUACCUGGGCCAGGGAUCUCCACUCUCUUCUGUCUGAUCCUGAAGGCGUUAAACUCUUUCGGAAAUACCUUGAAGAAGAAGGGGCAAGUGACGCCCUUGAUUUUUGGUUUGCUUGUGCUGGACUGCGCAAACAGGCACCAAGUCCACCCGACAAGGUUGCCCAGAUAGUCCGUGUUAUUUAUAGGAGAUUCUUCCUCAAAACCCAGUUAGAAAUUGAUGACUCCCUAAGAAAACAGGUUCAUACACGUCUAAAAGACGCAACAACACCCUUGGAUAUUCAUGUAUUUGAUGAAGCUUGUGAAUCGGUUGAGAAGCUUAUUACAGAUACUACCUACCCAAACUUUCUUAGAUCUGAUGUAUAUCUUUCUCAUGUGCGAGCUAUACAAACUGGACCAGUUUCUGAUUUGAGUAGCAGUAGUGGUGAAAGUGGAGAAGUAAGUGCCGAUGGAGGUCAAAGCAGUGGAGGUCUCGCAACUCUCCAUGAAGACAAGGAGUUAGAGACUACUUCAUCGUUCCCACCCCUUACUAAAGAUAUGUUGUAUAUUACUCAACAAAGGAGGGCAGUCGGCCUCCGCCCGAAGACAGAAACCUUUGCUGGCUUAUACCUCCACGGCGGCCCUAAAGGAGGAGCCCGUGCCUAUUCUUCUUACAACCCUGUGUCUCGUCAGGAUUCGGAACUCCAGAGUCUCAGUUCAGAUGCCAGAACUGAAUCUGAUAACAUGUCUCUUACUGAUAGUUCACUGGAUAGCAUGUCUUUAAGUCACCACAAAAUGUCCCGUAAGCAGUACCAACGACACUGUCAAAGGGUAAAGGAAUCUGCAACUCUUAAUCGGGAUCCUUACAUGCACCAGACUCUAAUACCAAGGACACAGAGGAUCCAAACCGAAAAGUUGCAUAAAAUGGAACCAGAACAGUUUGCUGCUAUCCUCAUCAAAAAACUGGAAAGUGUUAAAAGAAGCCAAGAGAUCCAAGAAAAACUAGCCCAUAAGCUCUUUGAGAGUGAAAUUGGAGAAGGUGGUGGCCCAUCUGCAAGAAGUUUAGCGGAUGCAAUUAGAGAAAGAUUUCAGAUAGACGAUGAUAAUGACCAAGAUAUCUUAGAUCAACAUGUUUCUCGAGUCUGGUCAGAUCUAACCCCCGCAAGGACCCCAGGCGUCACAUCACCUCGACCCAAGUCUCCAGAUUUUAGAAGGGCAAGACCUAAUCAACCUAUGAAUAAGGUGUGUGUGAGUGGAGGUGGACCAACUAAUGCUCCAUAUGUAGGCCAUCAUCCAAUGUCGGUGCCCCAUCCUUACCAAACAAGGCCUUACACUACAAGGCAUGUUAGGUCUAAAGAUAGGGAUGUAUUUUCUACAUUCAGUUCCGAUUCUGGAAACGUACAUGACUAUCUAGAAUCACUAGACCACCGAGGGCACCUUCCGAAGAGUAAAUCUAUGCCUGAAUAUGCCGACUCAUCCGACACCUAUGCCUCUCUUCAAAGUCAUGAUGGAAGGUUUCGGGGGAGCCGAGAGUGGGUCAACAGUGGUGGGAACAGGAGGUAUAGCAAGAAACCAGAGCUCACAGACAGCGGUGUCAGCGUUGUUUCUGAGUCGGUGUCUAACCAUGGCUCUCUGCCCAAGAAAGAUAGUCGUGUAUUGACUUGGCUGAUUGACAGUGACCAAACAGGUGGUUGUAACAUGUCAGAAAGAGAUUCUGCUUCAUCUUGUUCUGGAGGUUCGCGAUUUGACAGUAAACACCAUGCCAGGGGUAGACGCACACCACCACCUGGUAGUAACUACAUGGGCGACUCAUCACUCGUUCCUUCUAUGAUACAGGCAGAGGAGGUUCGAAGGAGGCUAGAGGAUCCGCUUAGAACUAAACAAGUGAGGCCAAGGUGCAGCAGUGGACAACCAAAAGUAGAUCCAGUAUCAUGUGGUUCAACAUUGAAGAAAGGAAAAUCGUCUUCAUCAGAAGGCUAUACCACCGUUGUCUUUUCUUUUUGUGAUGAACAGUUCCCGUACAGAUCAAAGAUCCCUGGUCAUUCCAUCACACUGAAACAAUUCAAGGAAUUUCUGCCAAAAAAAGGAAAUUACAGAUUCUUCUUUAAAACGGAGUGUGAAGAAUUAGACAUGCAAGUUAUUCAAGAAGAAAUUACAGACGAUAAUGAGGUGCUCCCACUGUGGGAAGGAAAAGUAAUGGCCCAAGUGAAACCCGUAGACUAAGUAAAAAUAAAAAAAUGUCAUUUGCCAUUCAUUGCCUGUUUGGCUUUAUAAUUAAUGACUGCAUUUUUACCAAAUGCUCCUUGUUUAAAUACUUUUGUUUCUCUCUAAUUGAAAUUGUUGCAAUGUCUUCCAAUUUAGAUUAGCCAGUUGAGAAUUCUGUUUAUUUACUCUGUAUUUUUCACAAAUUGUACAUAAAACUAUAAUUUAAUUUUAAAAAUGGUGCCUUUAAUCAUAUAUAAUUCCUUUUCUUGUACAUAUUUUAAUUUUCUGUUAUUUAUAUUAUCAUCUAAUUGUUAUCUGUUGAAAGACUCCAUUUUUAAAUGUAUUUAAGAAGCAACAAUUGUUUUGUAAAUACUGAAACCAAUAUAAUAAAAAAUGUUAUUGUAAAUAACAAGGUGACUAUUAAUUGUUUAUU
This is a messenger RNA of Nezara viridula (southern green stink bug), 3141 nucleotides long. Lineage: Eukaryota; Metazoa; Arthropoda; Insecta; Hemiptera; Pentatomidae. The record is from the annotation of a GenBank genome assembly.